UAAAAUGUAGAAACAAAUUAAAGCAGCUUUCACCCCAAGAUCACAGAUAUAUACUAUUUGAUCUCACAUUUGACAUAUGAAUAUGAUACACGCCAAACGUGGCCAUAACUUUAUUCUUAUUCCUUAAUUAAUUUAGAAAUGGUAGUGGUAGCUUCUGAAUUCACUAUUAAAUAGUCAAGAACCAUCAACAUAAUUAGUAUACCUCUUUGUAUCAAACAUCAUGGCCAAAAACUAUGGCUUCAUUAUUUGCAUACUUGUCAUGGUGAUGGAUAUUGUUGCAGGCAUACUAGGAAUUGAAGCAGAAAAAGCUCAAAACAAGGAGAAGCUUAUGAAGAUGUGGAUAUUUGAGUGUAGGUAUCCUAGCUAUCAAGCUUUUAAAUUAGGACUAGCAGCUGUUAUUCUGUUGUCUCUUGCUCACACAAUUGCUAGCUUGCUUGGAGGCUGCAUUUGUGUUUGGUCUAAAGAUCAAUACAGAUCAGCUACAGCCAAUAAACAAUUAUCAGUGGCUUUUCUCAUUUUCUCUUGGAUUGUGUUAGCAAUUGCAUUCUCCAUGCUGAUAAUAGGCACAUUAGCCAAUUCAAGAUCAAGAAAAUCUUGUGGGAUGUUUAACCACAGGUUUCUAUUCAUAGGUGGCAUUUUGUGUUUCAUACAUGGAUUGUUUACUGUUCCCUAUUAUGUUUCUGCCACAGCCACUAAAAGGGAAGAAAAGAGGCAAGAUAGUCUUGCCACCGCCGUAAGACGCACUUAAUCAUUACAAUCAUUUCAUCUCCAAAACCAAACUGUUAUAACUUAUAGGUUACAGAUAUAGGAUUUCACCAAAAACGUUGCUAAUUGUUACAUAUGAAAUGUACAUUUUUUCGCCCAUUUUUUCACUGAUUGAUUGAAGAGUUAUAUUUUCUGUUAUUGGUAACAGUGUAAUAGUUAUCCACUCCUUACAAUAAUGUAAAAUAGUUUUAUGUUAUCAUUUAAUAAUAAUUUAUUAUUUUGUCAUGUAAA
Messenger RNA from Cicer arietinum (chickpea), 996 nucleotides. Its product is annotated as protein DESIGUAL 2-like. NCBI's taxonomy places the organism in Eukaryota, Viridiplantae, Streptophyta, Magnoliopsida, Fabales, Fabaceae. The record is from RefSeq and is a predicted model, not a curated record.